AUGGCUGGGUGGGGCUUGGCGGACACUUUUAGUCAUUUACUCAAUUUGGGCCGCUAUUUUAAAAUAAGUUUGUCUACACAUACAAAGUUCUUCGUUUUGAGCAAUAAGCAGAGAAAAUACAGAAGAACGUUUUCUGUUGAUUGUGUUGUUGAAUCUACCUCCUUCAUUGAAGCAGCUUCUGAGUGGAGGGAAGUUAAGUUAAGGACAUACCUGAAGUCUGCCAAUUCCACUAGAGUGGCUGAUCUUGCUUUGGGACAAGAGCUUGGUGAUUGGAUAUGGAACUUGAACGAGAAUCAGGAACAUCCCUGUCUCAGGAGGGUUUGUCAGAUGAAUGUCAUUCUAAUUCUAGCAAACUAAGUGCUAUUGACACAGUGAGAAAGUUGCUGUUUCGUCGAAUGCUGGUGGGUGUGAAUGAUGGACGUUUUUUCAUGGGUAACUUUCACUGUAUGGAUAAGCAAGGCAACAUAAUUCUACAAGAUGCGGUAGAGUUUCGAAGUGUUAGACGAUCAUCUCCAGCACCUAUGGAACAACGUGGUCUUGGUCUUAUUCUCAUCCCUUCAUCAUGUCGGAUCUCUUGCCACAUUGACUCCUCAGUUGAAGAACAAUUGUCAUUGCUCUCAUUGAAGGAUAUAUAGGUACAGUAGAAUGUGGCUCUCUCCUUGUCAUUUUAUUUUCACAAUGCUGAGUAUGUACUAAGAAACUUAAACUGCGAGGCCAUAAUUUUUUUCCCCUUUCAUUAGUAUUGGUAAUGUGUGGCCUUCACUAUUCACACCCUUGUUAAAGUUUGGGUAAGAAUGUAAGAUGAGUUUUACUAUUAUCUUUUUUUUAUGAAACCCUACAAUAUCUCAUUAGGAGACCA
Chenopodium quinoa (quinoa) is the source of this 859-nucleotide messenger RNA. RefSeq lists its product as uncharacterized. The record is from RefSeq and is a predicted model, not a curated record. Bases 1 to 357 code for a protein of 118 amino acids. The transcript is spliced from 3 exons. Lineage: Eukaryota; Viridiplantae; Streptophyta; Magnoliopsida; Caryophyllales; Amaranthaceae.